CUACGAUUGUUUUCAUUGCUCCAGGAGAGGAGACUCCUAGGAUGUUACUCUGAAUAAGGACGUCAAAAGUGCGAAGUGACUAGAUGGGAGCCAAGGCGGAAAACUAGGGAAUGGGAGAUAAAGCGGCCUCGUGAAUAGGAAUGCCUGCCCAAGUAUCAGAAUUGGAGAUCAUGGAUGAAGAUCAAAUAAUUGAAGAAGUCUUGGAUAAGUUUGUUAAUUGUCAUGAGCAAACAUAUGACGAAUUUCUGAGCACUUUUACUCAUCUUUCAAAAGAGGAUAAUGUGACCAAAAGAGAAGCAUUCGGGACCAAUUCUUCAGAAAGCAUACAUACUUCAGUUCAAUAUUCUCAUGAAAAUGAACCAAAUAAUCACUGCUUUAGCAAUAAAGCCAUUUUUCUUCGUACUUCAUCACAGUGUUCAGAAGAGGAGCAGAUAGUGCUGGAUGAAGGCCAGAGCGUUGGCAGCUCCUUCCAAGGGGAUCUGAAUUGGGCUGGAAAGGUGAAGGUAGAUAAUUUCCUAGCAAUAGAAGAUUUGGAUAUGGAUGAAGAGAUUAAGCCUCAGAUGAGCAAGGGCUGGCUGCUGCUGCCCGGAGAAGUGGAGCAGGACGUGAGCGCCCGUGUCCCUUCUUACAGCCCCUCCGCGGCCCGGCCCCUGACCCUGGGAGGGAAGCCAAGGCCCACGGUGAAAGCAGUGGACAAACAAAGGGAUGAGAUACUCGGGGAUGAAGUUCAGCCCUUCCGACUUGAUGAUGAGUUUGAUUAUGACUCCGUGAUGCUAACGCCCAAGUUCACGCCUGCUGAGAUAGAUGCCAUCAAAGAACUGUCCAAGCAAAAGCCAGAGAAAACCAACACAGACUUGGAGGAAGCCCAUGACUGAUUCACCAAGACAGCUUCCUGUUUUUCAUUUUGUUCUUAUUCAAGCAACAAUAGAAUAAAAGAUAGACCUCCUGUAAUCCCCUUUGUGGAAAUCCAUGUGCGCAUUGAUUUAUCAGAGUUAUUUUUCUGUCGGGAGAUGCUCCUAACAAGGCCACCGAGAGUGCUACCCUCACAGGGCUCCGCUCUGUCAUGUUGACACUGCAGCCCGUGGUUGGUAGGGGCUGAUGGCAGUGGCAAACAGGGACAGAAAGGGUCCGUUUGGAGGAGAGCACUGCAACUAGGUAAUGCGGGGUGUUGAAACGAAGGUUGGAAACACCGCCCACCUUUUUGGGGGAGAAGGACAGUUGCAUGUGCACAACACGUUUUAGCACAUAGAGAAGAACCGAUGGCGUGGGGAGGUCGCUGGCCCCAGCCGUCCAGACAUGUUGAGACGAACCAGAAUGCUGAGAGGCUGGGCUUCUAGGAUUGACUGGGAAAGGUUUCGCUGACAAGGAAGGCCUCUGUGAAUUGAUUAUACGUCGUAUAUUAAAUACUUGUACUUUGUUAUUACCAUUGUGAUGAUAGUUACGAAGUGCAAAUAAGGAUCUCUAUGUGCAAAAGCUUAAAAUACAAUUUGAAAAGGGAAGACAUAGGGGAAACAGCUAGAGAAUGUAAAAACAUAUUGUGAAGCGCUAAUUGUAUAGAGCUCCCACAAAUGCAUUGAGGAAGACAAUAGAUGGAGGAAGGCACAGGUGAAGAGGAAAGAGUGCAUAUGCAGUAAUUUUUAUUAUUGAAGGAAUCAGUAACAUAUCAAAUAUACUUAGUUUUAAUGAGUUUUUGUACAAUCCUGUGCUUGUGUGUGUGUGUAUGUAUGUAUUUAUAAAAAUGGCCAUUUAGAUUCCUUACAAAAAAAUGCUCUUGAUUUAACAUUAUGAUAGAAUCCGAGUUGUUUCUACAUCUAUUUUUCUUUAUCUAUUCAAGAAACUUUCAUAAAACAGCCUUUAAUUGCCAAGACAAUGGGGAGGAUAGAAGUGAAUUAGACAUGGUCUGAUUCUGUGGGGAAGACAGAUGUAUAUGCACAAGUAAUUAGAGCAGAUGUACGCUGUCCAAUAGAAUAGUCACUAGCUGCAUGGGCUACCGAGCACUUGAAAUGUAGCGUGUGAGAGGAACUGAUUUUUAAAUGUUAAUUUUAUUUUAAUUUAAAAUAAAAAGUUGAUAUUUGAUGCAGUUAUUAUAAAACCUUCAGGUGCAUUUGGAAUACUUGGGUUUGUGCAUCUAUACUGUUUCAGCUGUAAAUUUUAUGACAUCUACAUACAAAUCAAUUAUUUUUGAUGACAACUUAGUGUCUAAAUUUAAAAUAUGCUACAAAUGUGAAAUAGACAUUGGAUUUCAAAGGCUUAGUAUGAAAGACUAUAGACUGCCUUGAUAUAUUUUUGCAUUAAAUACAUGUUGAAAUGAUAAUAUUUUGGAUAUGCCUGGUUAAAUAAAAUAUUAAAAUUCACCAAUUUCUUUUUACCUUUUAAAUGAGGCUCCUGGAACAUUUACAAUUCUGCAUGUGGCUUGUGUAUUUUUCCUUGCAGCUCUGUAGUAGAGAGUAAACUGUUGUGAGAGUCACAUGUACUGGGAGCUCCCGGGGCAAAGCAAGUCGGAGUGAUCAUGCCGUGGAGAGCUGGGGAGUCUUCACAGAGGAGGUGGCAUUUGAGCUUGGUCAGGAAGAAAUCAGGAAUUUUUGAUUUCUAAUAGUUUUGCAAAUUAUUAGAAUAGCUUGUCCGGGGAGAUGAUAGGAGCCCACAUUAAAGCAGUGUGGGUGGAAGUGGAAGGGCAUGGAUCUGCUUAGAGAUUUGGACAUAGAACUAUCAAGGGUUGUUGAUUGACACAAUGUGGGAAUGGGAGCAGCUGGGAGG
This is a messenger RNA of Pteronotus mesoamericanus, 2757 nucleotides long. It is a transcript of the gene IFTAP, whose product is annotated as intraflagellar transport associated protein. Gene Ontology annotation, molecular function: intraciliary transport particle A binding. Bases 141 to 875 code for a protein of 244 amino acids. Gene Ontology annotation, biological process: spermatogenesis; acrosome reaction. NCBI's taxonomy places the organism in Eukaryota, Metazoa, Chordata, Mammalia, Chiroptera, Mormoopidae. Gene Ontology annotation, cellular component: 9+0 non-motile cilium; cytosol. The transcript has 7 exons. The record is from RefSeq and is a predicted model, not a curated record.